AUGGCUUUUUGGCCAUGGCCAUACCAUGGCGAAGCAGUGGCAGGGCCAGCGCUCGCCCUUUUGCUCCUCUGSCUUCCUGGCUGCUGCCCUCUGGCCCUCGCAGAUGCUUCUCCCCUUCUGCAGCCAGCACCCCUGCUGGUCACCUGCCUCGGUCCUCAUGGACACAUCUCACAAAGGCAUGAUGAGGAGCACUGGAUCUCCUGCUUGUGGAAUAAAACGAUGUAUCUGCAUUACCAGCCAGCCCCUGGAGCAGAGCUGCGGCCACAGCUGCCACCACAGUGCUCCUGGUACCUGAACUCAGCCUAUGUGAAAAAGACAUCUCGCUGGUCAGGGCAGCUUGUGCUGCAGGCAAGCCGUCUUCCAGGAAGAAGACCACCACCCACAGCCUCCAGCUCCAUUACUGUGCAGUGCUCAUCAGCUUCAUGUGCUGCUCCUGGGUGUCUUCAUCACAACUUGAGCAUUGAGAUGUGCAGGCAAGAUAUGCGCCUGUUUGUGCUUUGGCCACACRUUCACCUGAUCCACCCAGGGCAGCCAGUAGAGCUGGGCUGGUGUGCACGCCUGAAGAGUACAAAGUGGCAAUACCGUUUUACUAGCCACGGAGGCAACCCAUCUACCCUUCUCCUUUCCAGCAAUGAGCAUGAAGAAGCACUACCACCUUCUGCUUACCCAGGAGCUGAGGUGCAACAGAUCUGCGCAACCUAUUACAACUAUCGUUUAACUGUACACUAUGGGCACCGUGGGCUCCAUGUAGCUUCAGUCAGCAUUGAGCAGAUGCCGCACAUCAGCCGCAAGCUUUCUCUCAAAGUCGAGCCUAACUUGCAGCACAUUCUCAGUAUCAGCUCCAAGCUCCUUAGYGUUCCUCACCAGCCUAUUAGUCUCUCCUGGAGUCUUCAGACUCUUGCACUGAGGACAGUGGCCUACAGGCUGCUGGACACAAAGGGGACAGGAGGUUGGCUCACUUCCUAUAGUUCUCCUACUUUGCAGAGCAACUUCUGUGCUGUACCAUCUCUUCCGCAGCUUGGUGAGAUGCUGGUGGCGAGUCUCUACUUCCAUGUUGAUGGAAAGAACUUCAAAAACUUGACAGGAGAAUUACAUCUAGUCAAUGGUACACUGGGCAUAACUGCAGGUGGAGAAACUCUGACCUAUGUCAACCUUCAACCUGGCAAAAGCAAGACAGGCACUUACAUUUUGAGAUACAGCCACAGAACCUCUCAUACAAAGGGAGAAAACAUCCGUUCUGCAGAUGGCUCCAACACACGCUACGUGCUCUACCAGCACCAGGAGCUGUCCUACUUAUUCUCCGUUGAGUUUGUGAAAUUUCAUUGGUAUAAGGUCAAUAUCUACCUUUAUAUCAAUCAGAAGAGGUCUGUGGUAGACAGAGAUAUGGAAGUGCACAUUUUCAGCAGCAGGCCUUCCUUUCUGCACAACUUGAUUUAUUUAGUAUGGUUUAUUCCUGUACAGCAUCCCAUGCUACAGUGUGAGUGGACUUUCAAUCUGCAGGUAUUUGGCACAACGAGAGACUAUCUUGUUCAGAAUAACACCUAUACAUACCAUGAUCAUGUAAGUAAUGCCACACGUUUUGUCCGUCGUUCUGCUUUAUCAUUUGAUCCUGAAAAAUAUGCAGGGUUUGUGGCAAAAGUGAACUGUACAAGGAAUGGACUGGCACCUGCUCUUUUACAAGUCAGAGCAAAGAAUUAUGCCUCAAAAACCAUAGGACCACUGGUGGCUUGUCAGCAAAAACACAAAAGACUUGUAAAAGAUGCUGGGACAAACACGUCCACUUUGAACAUCAGGUUCCUGGCCGCCAAAGUAAUCGUUACACCCAACACUGUGGAUCUGGAAAAAUCUUUGAUAGCGGACAUACCUCAAAACCCUGUGACCCUUUUAACAGUUGUGGUCAUUUUUCUAACCUACCUUGUUUUGGCCCUCUGGGCCAUGAAAAAAGACAAGGCUGACAAAGUCACCAAGGACAAGAUUAUCGUUCUGCCAGACAAUGACCCCUUUGACAAAGUGUGCUUUUUAGUCACCUUAUACACAGGCAGUCGCUUCGGAGCCGGAACCACUGCAGAUGUUUUUCUUCAACUCAUUGGCCAGGAUGGCACAAGUGAUGUCCAUUGCUUACAACACCCACAUUUUCCAUCUUUCCAUCAGGGAAGCACAGAUACUUUUUUGUUAACUACAAAGAAAGACUUAGGAGAGAUUUGUGCCUUGAGGGUGUGGCACAAUAACCAAGGGCCUUCUCCAAGCUGGUUCCUAAGCAGAGCCAAAGUUGAAAACCUCUACACUAAGAAGAGCUGGUUCUUUCUUUGCCGCAGGUGGCUUGGUCUCGGCAAGGAUGACCACUUACUCGAAAGGACAUUUUUUGUCAUGAAUCCAAAAGCACAUCUGUGCAGAAUGGACUAUUUUUUGAUUAAUCUUGCUGAAAACCUGAUAGAUGGUCACCUAUGGUUCUCCAUUUUCGCUCAUACUAUCACUGGCACUUUCAGUAGGCUUCAAAGGCUAUCAUGCUGUUUGGCAAUAUUACUAUUAAACCUGCUUGUUAACAUUAUGUUMUUCAAUGCUGACAAAAGUGAAGAAUCCCCAUUACACUUGAGAUAUUUGAGAUCAAUAGCAGUAGGCGUUGAAAGUGCUUUGAUUACCAUACCUCUACAAAUGCUUAUAAUUGCCCUAUUUCGGUAUUCCCAGAAGGCACCUUCUUCCUGGGCAGUAACUGAGAAGAACCCAAAGAAAAUUCCAUCCAUCACCUCUCGAAAUCUUGAGAACUGGAAGGAACACUUAUCAAAACGGUGCCUCUCAGAAACUUCUGUACAGUCCAGAAAUACCAGUCUCUCGGAGAACUUGCCUGGUGCUAGCCAUUCACAGUGUCUCCAGAAUUACCAACAGAGAAGAAACAAAGAAACUUCCCAAACAUGGAGUAACUGCACAAUUUYUGAAAGAGAUGCAAAUGUAAUUGUAGCAGAGGAGACAGCAACAAAGGUUAUGGCUAGGCAAAGAAGACAAGCAUCAAAUUCCAAUUUUAACAAUAAUACCGCAUUAGAAGGGGACAACUUUCAGACGGAGAAGACAACACUAAGCAAUACCUCCACAUCCUUUCRCAAGAGACCACACAUAGUUUUGUGCUGGUGGUGYGUCUAUUUCUCCUGGGCAUUAAUUAUAGCUGCAGCUGGCCUAUCAUCAUUUUUCAUUGUAUUGUACGGCUUGUCUUAUGGCUAUCAGACCUCAUUAGAGUGGCUUUUAGCAUCUGCAAUCUCCUUUUUUGAGAAUGUGUUCCUUCUCCAAACCCUAAAAAUCAUAUUUUUGUCAGCUCUGAGUACUGUCCUUCCAAAAUAUUGUGAAAGUAUUGCAUGGUUAACUCAGGAAAAUUAUUCAGAAAUUAAGUUGGAUAAAACAAUGGAGAGUGCAGAUGAGAUGAGAGAAAGGCACUGCAAACUUGUUAAAAUCAGAGGCAGCAAGCAGUAUMAACCUUUAGAAGCUGAUGAGCUUGCAGCCAUUUUGAAAAAGGCAAAAACUAAAAAGAAAGUUCUUGUUUUUCUAAAGGAUAUCAUUAGUCACUUUGCAUUUUUAACACUUAUAUUAUAUCUUGCCUAUUCUACUGAGAACACCAAUAGUUUUUACUACAACCAAUUUAUUCACGAUCAGUUCUCUCCCAGACUUUCCAGUGUAGRUAAGCUAGAACAUAUUUACACAUGGGUGAAUGGUGUCUUCUUGCCUUUGCUCCACAAUGACAUUCAGCCAACCUUUCUUUCUGAUAGCUGCUCCAAAACCAUUGGAUUGCCUCGGRUGAGGCAAGUACGGGCUAAAGAUACAGAGAAAAAAUGUUUCCGUCCUGGCAGCUUUGUAAACAAAUACAUGAUCAGUAAAAGCCACUGCCUUCAUAACUAUGGCAGUGACACCCUCGAGAAAGGUGACUAUGCUGGCACUUGGAUAAAGACUGCSAAGGAAUAUGUUACAAAGGAUGCCAGCAGUUAUACUGGAUUUACUUACCAGCCAAACAAGACUCCRUGGGUAUAUUACUCCUAUGGAGAUUUGCACAUUUAUGGACCAGCAGGAUAUCCCUUUUACUUUUUCCCUGCAGAAGGGAGGCRAAAUUCAACAACAAGGCUGGAUAUUUUACAAAAGAGUAAUUGGCUCGAUGAAAAMACAUGGGCCGUGAUCAUUGAACUAACAACGUUUAAUCCAAAUGUAAAUCUGUUUUGCUGCAUCUCAGUGAUAUUUGAAGUUUCUUAUUUUGGGAUAGUAAAUUCUAGCUUGUCAGUACAUUCUUUUGAUGUCCCUAUUUUUCAUCAGCAAACAACAGCUCAAAUGGUUGUGUUUGUAAUUGUCCUUGUCUUUCUCUUCAUUUACAUUGCAGAUGAACUUCACACCAUAUGCCGACAAAAGAAAGAUUACAUUAAUAAUAUUUCCAAUAUAAUCAACUUAUGUUUAAAAUCAGUAUUAUUGCUUUUUGUUGUUUUAAAGGUCAUAAAGUUUAAGAUGGGAGCAGAUAUUGUGAAAUUUUACUUACUUCAUCCAAAUGAUUUCAUUCAYUUUCAUGCAGUCUCUCAUUUAGAUGAGUUUUUAAGGAUUGCUAUGGGAUUUUUAGCAUUCCUUACAAUUUUGAAAACCCUAAGGUAUUCCCGAUUCUUUUACGAUGUGCGCCUAGCACAAAGAUCGAUUUUGGCAGCUCUUCCUGGAAUCUCCUCCAUGGCCUUUAUAGUCCUUGUGUACUUCUUUGUAUUUAUGGCUUUUGGCUACCUUGUAUUUGGACAACAUGAAUGGAAUUACAAUAAUAUGAUUCACUCAGCUCAGACUGUAUUCUCUUACUGUGUCUCAGCUUUCAGAGACACUGAAUUUUCAUCCAACAGGUUGCUGGGAGGUCUUUUCUUAGCCUCAUUCAUGUUGAUGAUGAUCUGUGUCUUGAUUAACUUAUUCCAAGCUGUUAUUAUAUCAGCUUAUGAAGAGAUGAAACAACCUGUAUAUGAAGAACCAUGUGAUGAGGCAGAAGUGGUUACUUUUCUGAUAAAAAAGAUCAGAAAUGCAUGGUAUCUUAUGAUCCAUAAAACACCCAAAACUGGUGAUCCAGAUCUUCCAAGUAUUUUCUAUGGGCAGCCUCAGAGGAGACAUCACCRACAUUUAGGGCUCAAAAACAGAAAAAUAAAUGGGAAAAAAAUGGUUUAUCUAGUGAUAUGA
Molecule: messenger RNA, 5169 nt
Organism: Nothoprocta perdicaria
Lineage: Eukaryota; Metazoa; Chordata; Aves; Tinamiformes; Tinamidae
Gene: PKDREJ
Product: polycystin family receptor for egg jelly
Exons: 2
Coding region: 1-5169 (1722 amino acids)
Biological process (GO): detection of mechanical stimulus
Cellular component (GO): membrane
Molecular function (GO): protein binding; calcium ion binding; calcium channel activity
Source: RefSeq, a predicted model, not a curated record